ACACCGGCCCUGUCACGCCAGCCCUGUCACGCCGGGCCUGUCACACCGGGCCUGACCUGCGCCUCCGGGCAGCAAACUCCAGAUUUCCCUGGGAAAUUUCCUCGCCCUGACCUGGCGUUCCUGGGGAAAAAAGGAGUUUAUCAGCAGAGGGCAGCAGCGAUGUGCUCACACCAGGCCCUGCGAGGCGGCAGGAUAAAUCCAAAAGAGACUUGACCAGAACACAUGAUGCUGACACUUGCUUUAAAAAAAAUGAAAAAGAGCCUUUUUGUGAGGGGACAAAAAGCACCGGGUAGAGGGAAUGUGUGUCCGGCUGCAGAGAUGCUCUUUUAUCAAAUAAGGCUCCUCAAUAUGUAGCCUGCCAUGACAACUGGAAUUGUAAAAAUAAAAGAGGAAUUUAGGCUUAAUGACUUGGGAAGCUGCCAUGAUUUAGUGUUUUCUGAACUUGAUUAAUAAUAUAUUAGGGUUGCAGAGUGUUCUGAUAAAUGCUUGUUUCUGAUCAGACAAUUAGGCUUGCAUAAUAGGCUGCUUAGUUCCAGUAGCAUGGCCAGCUGAAGAGGAAUACACAUGCAUUUAAAGGAACAGCCUGUGAAAAAAACAGCAAAAUUACUUGGGUUGGUCUAGUAUUGCAGGAACAGAAAGGUCAGACAUGAGCAGAGACACACUCAGGAGUGAGAGAAUAAAUGUUUUCAGAACAGGAAAUUACUUUCUUUAUUAUAGUAUCCCAGACACAGAUGAAUGUGUAUGACUGACAGGUAUUUAAUACCAAUUUGAGCAAAACACAAGAGAAGGAUUCAGGGCAGGGCUGGAAUCUGCACUUCUGGAAAUCAUUCUAAAUGAUACCAGUUUUUAUCCUUCUCUCUUUGCUUCAUGUGAUUCUCUCCUGUCCUUGCAUGACUGAUUCUGAUACCCAUUUGCAAUUAUAAUAAGUGAUUUGUACACCGUACUAAGUUUCCCUUUCUUUUUUCUUUGUUUUUUCCCUUACAGAUCGGGAGAAUCAGUCUAUGCUGAUCACUGGAGAAUCUGGUGCUGGCAAGACUGUGAACACAAAACGAGUCAUCCAGUACUUUGCCACAGUGGCAGCCCUGGGUGAAACUGGUAAAAAGAAUAAUUGGUGUUGGGCUCUGUCAGAUGUGCCAUGAGCCUCAGCAUUUCACUUUGUGUGGUUCCCGGGGAACCUUGGAGGAUCAAAUCAUUCAAGCAAACCCAGCCCUAGAAGCUUUUGGAAAUGCCAAAACCCUGAGAAAUGACAAUUCCUCACGUUUCGGUAAAUUUAUCCGAAUCCAUUUUGGAACUACAGGCAAGCUGUCAUCUGCUGAUAUUGAGAUUUAUUUACUGGAGAAAUCUCGAGUGAUUUUCCAGCAACCUGGUGAAAGAGACUAUCACAUCUUCUACCAGAUCCUGUCAGGAAAGAAACCAGAGUUACUAGACAUGCUCCUGAUCUCCACCAACCCAUAUGACUACCACUUCUGCUCUCAAGGUGUGGUUACAGUGGACAACUUGGACGAUGGAGAAGAACUGUUGGCAACAGAUCAAGCCAUGGACAUCUUGGGAUUUGUGCCUGAUGAGAAGGCUGGUUCCUACAAGCUCACAGGUGCCAUCAUGCACUUUGGGAAUAUGAAAUUCAAGCAAAGACCCCGAGAAGAGCAGGCAGAGGCUGAUGGCACUGAAAGUGCUGACAAAGCUGCCUACCUGAUGGGAAUCAACUCCUCUGACUUGAUUAAGGGUUUGUUGCACCCUAGAGUGAAAGUUGGCAAUGAGUAUGUGACCAAAGGUCAAAGUGUUGAACAGGUUCUGUAUGCUGUUGGGGCCUUAUCUAAGGCAGUGUACGAUCGAAUGUUCAAGUGGCUGGUGGUCCGUAUCAACAAGACCUUGGACACCAAGCUGCCAAGACAGUUCUUCAUUGGAGUCCUGGAUAUUGCUGGGUUUGAAAUCUUUGAUUUUAACAGCUUUGAGCAGCUGUGCAUCAAUUACACGAAUGAGAAACUGCAACAGUUUUUCAAUCAUCAUAUGUUUGUCCUGGAGCAAGAAGAGUAUAAGAAGGAAGGCAUUGAGUGGGUAUUCAUUGACUUUGGCAUGGACCUGCAGGCCUGCAUUGACCUAAUCGAGAAGCCACUGGGAAUCCUGUCUAUCCUUGAAGAGGAGUGCAUGUUCCCAAAAGCUACAGAUAUGACAUUCAAAUCCAAACUUUAUGACAACCAUCUUGGCAAGUCACCCAAUCUACAGAAGCCCAGGCCUGAUAAGAAAAGGAAAUACGAAGCUCACUUUGAACUCCUUCAUUAUGCUGGCGCAGUUCCCUACAACAUCAUUGGGUGGCUUGAGAAGAACAAGGACCCGCUUAAUGAAACCGUAGUAGGAAUUUUCCAGAAAUCCUCCAACAAGCUCCUGGCAAGCUUGUUUGAAAGCUACAUUGGUGCUGACAGUGGUGACCAGGGUGGAGAAAAGAAACGCAAGAAAGGUGCUUCGUUCCAAACAGUGUCCUCAUUGCACAAGGAAAAUUUAAAUAAGCUGAUGACUAACCUAAAAUCUACAGCCCCUCACUUUGUACGAUGCAUUAUCCCAAAUGAAUCAAAAACUCCAGGCGAAAUGGAUGCAUUCCUUGUUUUGCAUCAGCUCCGCUGUAAUGGUGUCUUGGAAGGCAUCCGCAUUUGCCGGAAGGGUUUCCCAAACAGGGUGCUUUAUGCUGACUUCAAACAAAGGUACCGCAUCCUGAAUCCAGGAGCAAUCCCAGAGGAUAAGUUUGUGGAUAGCAGAAAAGCUGCUGAAAAACUGAUGGCAUCUUUAGAUGUUGACCAUACCCAAUAUCGUUUUGGGCACACCAAGGUAUUCUUCAAGGCUGGUCUCUUGGGCCAUCUAGAAGAAAUGAGGGAUGAGAGACUUGCGAAAAUCUUAACGAUGAUCCAGGCAAGAGCACGUGGCAGAUUGAUGCGGAUUGAGUUUCAGAAGAUAGUGGAGCGCAGGGAUGCCCUUCUUGUAAUUCAGUGGAACAUCCGCGCUUUUAUGGCUGUCAAGAACUGGCCUUGGAUGAAGCUUUUCUUUAAGAUCAAGCCUCUCCUGAAGACUGCAGAAACUGAAAAGGAGAUGGCCAAUAUGAAGGAAGAAUUCUUGAAACUGAAGGAGGCCCUGGAAAAAUCUGAAGCCCGGAGAAAGGAACUUGAGGAAAAGCAAGUCUCUUUAGUUCAGGAAAAAAAUGAUUUGCUUCUCCAGCUCCAAGCUGAGCAAGACACUCUGGCAGAUGCAGAGGAACGUUGUGACUUGUUGAUUAAAUCCAAGAUUCAGCUGGAAGCCAAAGUCAAAGAACUGACAGAGAGAGUUGAGGACGAGGAAGAGAUGAAUUCUGAGCUGACUUCUAAGAAGAGAAAACUGGAAGAUGAGUGUUCUGAGCUCAAGAAGGAUAUUGAUGAUCUUGAAAUAACACUUGCAAAAGUAGAGAAAGAGAAACAUGCUACAGAAAACAAGGUCAAAAAUCUGACAGAAGAAAUGGCAACACUUGAUGAGAAUAUCAGCAAACUUACCAAGGAGAAAAAGGCCUUGCAGGAAUCUCAUCAGCAAGUUCUAGAUGACCUACAAGCAGAAGAGGACAAGGUCAACACACUGAGCAAAGCUAAAGUGAAACUGGAACAGCAAGUGGAUGAUCUCGAGGGAUCACUGGAACAAGAGAAGAAAGUGAGGAUGGAUCUAGAAAGGGCAAAACGCAAACUGGAAGGGGAUUUGAAGCUGACCCAAGAGAGUGUCAUGGACUUGGAAAAUGAUAAACUGCAGAUGGAAGAAAAGCUGAAAAAGAAAGAAUUCGAAAUGAGCCAGCUGAAUUCCAAGAUAGAAGAUGAACAAGCUAUAGUGAUGCAGCUGCAGAAGAAGAUCAAGGAGCUUCAGGCUCGUAUAGAAGAACUAGAAGAGGAGCUGGAAGCAGAAAGAGCUGCUCGAGCCAAGGUGGAAAAGCAGAGAUCAGAUUUGGCCCGAGAGCUGGAGGAACUGAGCGAGCGGCUUGAGGAGGCUGGGGGAGCCACAGCUGCCCAGCUGGAGAUGAACAAGAAGCGCGAGGCAGAGUUCUUGAAGCUGCGGCGGGACCUGGAGGAGGCCACGCUGCACUACGAGGCCACGGCCGCCGCGCUGAGGAAGAAGCACGCGGACAGCGUGGCUGAGAUGGGGGAGCAGCUGGACAACCUGCAGAGGGUCAAGCAGAAACUGGAGAAGGAGAAAAGCGAGCUGAAGAUGGAAGUGGACGAUCUGUCAUCCAACAUGGAGCAGAUGGUCAAGGGGAAAGCCAAUGCAGAGAAGCUUUGUCGCACAUAUGAAGACCAUCUGAACGAGACAAAAACAAAACUGGAAGAAAUGACUCGCCUCAUGAAUGACCUUACUACUCAAAAGACUAAACUUCAGAGUGAGAAUGGUGAGUUUACUAGACAACUUGAAGAGAAGGAGUCACUGAUAAGUCAGCUGUCCCGGGGAAAAACAUCCUUUACACAACAGAUUGAAGAACUUAAGAGACAGCUAGAAGAGGAAACCAAGUCCAAGAAUGCCCUGGCUCAUGCCCUGCAAGCAGCCAGGCAUGACUGUGAUCUCUUGAGGGAGCAGUAUGAGGAGGAGCAGGAAGCCAAGGCAGAGCUGCAGCGGGCUCUCUCCAAGGGAAAUGCAGAAGUGGCACAGUGGAGAACAAAGUAUGAGACUGAUGCCAUUCAGAGAACUGAGGAGCUGGAAGAUGCCAAGAAGAAGCUUGCUGCUCGCCUGCAAGAAGCUGAGGAAGCAAUUGAGGCAGCCAAUGCCAAGUGCUCCUCUCUGGAAAAGACAAAGCACAGGCUGCAGAAUGAGCUGGAAGACAUGAUGAUUGACCUGGAGAAGGCCAACUCAGCAGCUGCCUCCCUGGACAAGAAGCAGCGUGGUUUUGACAAGAUCAUCAGUGACUGGAAGCAGAAGUACGAGGAGUCACAGGCAGAGCUGGAGGCUUCCCAGAAGGAGGCCCGUGGCCUUAGCACUGAGCUCUUCAAGCUGAAGAAUGCCUAUGAGGAGACACUGGACCACCUGGAGACUUUGAAAAGGGAAAACAAGAACCUCCAAGAGGAGAUUUCUGAUCUGACCAAUCAGAUUAGUGAAGGAAACAAGAGCCUCCAUGAAAUAGAAAAAAUCAAGAAGCAGGUUGAGCAAGAGAAGUCAGAAGUUCAGCUGGCUCUGGAAGAAGCAGAGGGAGCUUUGGAACAUGAAGAAAGUAAGACCCUUCGUUUUCAGCUUGAACUUUCUCAGGUUAAAGCAGAGUUUGAAAGGAAACUGACAGAAAAGGAGGAAGAAAUGGAAAAUAUAAGGAGAAACCAGCAACGUGCCAUAGACUCACUGCAGUCCACCCUGGAUUCUGAAGCCCGCAGCAGAAACGAGGCCAUCCGGCUUAAGAAGAAGAUGGAAGGGGACCUCAAUGAGAUGGAAAUCCAGCUCAGCCACGCUAACAGGCACGCUGCAGAAGCAACCAAGUCAGCACGAGUCUUGCAGACACAAAUAAAGGAGCUUCAGGUGCAGCUGGAUGACUCAGGACAUGUGAACGAAGAUCUGAAGGAGCAGCUGGCAGUCUCUGACAGGAGAAACAAUCUUCUCCAGUCAGAGCUGGAUGAGCUGAGGGCUUUACUGGACCAGACUGAACGGGCAAGGAAGCUGGCAGAGCACGAACUGCUGGAAGCCACUGAACGUGUGAACCUGCUUCACAGUCAGAACACAAGCCUGAUCAAUCAAAAGAAGAAGCUGGAGGGUGACAUUUCCCAGAUGCAGAAUGAAGUGGAAGAAUCUCUCCAGGAGUGCCGGAAUGCAGAGGAAAAAGCCAAGAAAGCAAUCACAGAUGCAGCAAUGAUGGCUGAGGAGCUCAAAAAGGAGCAGGAUACUAGUGCUCAUUUAGAGAGAAUGAAGAAGAACAUGGAGCAAACCAUUAAAGACCUCCAGAAGCGACUGGAUGAAGCAGAACAAAUAGCUCUGAAAGGUGGCAAGAAGCAGAUCCAAAAACUGGAAUCCAGGGUUCGUGAGCUGGAGAAUGAACUUGAGACUGAACUCCGUCGCAAUUCGGAUGCCCAAAAAGGAGCCCGCAAGUUUGAGAGACGCAUAAAGGAGCUGACUUACCAGUCAGAAGAAGAUAAGAAGAAUCUUGCCAGGAUGCAGGAUCUGAUUGACAAGCUACAAUUAAAAGUGAAAAGUUACAAGCACCAAGCAGAGGAAGCUGAAGCUCAAGCCAAUCUGUACCUCUCAAAGUACAGAAAACAGCAACAUGAUCUGGAUGAUGCUGAAGAAAGGGCUGAAAUAGCUGAAUCUCAAGUUAAUAAGCUGAGGAGCAAGUCAAGAGACAUUGGCAUGAAAAAGGUUCAUGAAGAGGAGUAAAAAAGUCCAAGCUGACAAAUAUGAGAAAACACUUGACAUAAUCAGGCACAAAUGAAAGCAGAUGUAGAAAAAAAGAAGCACUUACAGAAAUAAACAUCAAGUGAAAAUUCAAAUAGACUGUACAGCAUAUGACAUUCA
Messenger RNA from Passer domesticus (house sparrow), 6483 nucleotides. It is a transcript of the gene MYH15, whose product is annotated as myosin heavy chain 15. The transcript is spliced from 38 exons. Gene Ontology annotation, cellular component: myosin filament; cytoplasm; myosin II complex. The record is from RefSeq and is a predicted model, not a curated record. NCBI's taxonomy places the organism in Eukaryota, Metazoa, Chordata, Aves, Passeriformes, Passeridae. Gene Ontology annotation, molecular function: actin filament binding; ATP binding; microfilament motor activity. Bases 1129 to 6345 code for a protein of 1738 amino acids.